AUGAUAGAGAACAGCCAAAGGGAAUGCGAGGCUGAAAUGGAUCAGUUUGUAUGUGGAUUUAGUUAUAUAACGUAUGAAAAUCUUGCUGAACCAGUGAAAAUAGUCGGACGUGAAGGGCAGGAGUACACAUGCGAGAAACGAUUGGUGAAUAGACAAUUACAAGAUUGUGAUCAGAUUGCAGGCAUUAUUUUAGACCCACAGACAUGUGUUCUAACCUCUGAUGCUAAAGUAGAACGACUUCUUCUGUGUUAUCCAUCUUCAAAAAGUUGUUACGUGUGGCAGAUAGUCCGGAAUUACAAACCAGUGUGUAAUGAAAUUACGGCCCAGUCGUUAGAGGACCCAGAAACAAGAAUAUCAGAAUAUGAGUUUUUGAUGAUAUAUCCACCAUUACGACUGAAAGACACUGAUGUAUUGACUCCAUGUCUAACACUGAAUCAGGAUGGUCUUUUAGUACCAUAUACCGCAACAUGUAAAGCAGCUGGACCAACUCAAGUCAUAAUCUACAAUCCAAUAGAGAAGAAGGAAGAAAAGUGUUAUCCCGAUCAUGUACUGUUUGACAUUAGCGGUUCCAUGUCAUCAACAUGUUGGAAUCGUCAGAUGUCGAAACUUGAUGCGAUCAAAAAUUUAUUUCAUGCUUUUGCGGAUAGAAGUAUGGCAUAUAAUUUCAGACAUGUUAUUGGUCUGACAACGUUUAACUGCACACCACAUGUUGAAGAUAAAUGCACUGAAGCUUUCGAGAGUGUUAAGGCAAAAGUACAAAGGCUUUACAGUGACGGUGGGACAGCAAUGUACGACGCUAAAUUUAAUGCGUUAUCACAAUUGAGAGAAAUUGGUGUAAAGUAUCUGGCAUGCAAAAAGAGGAUUCUGUGUUUAACUGAUGGGGACGACGGAUCGCGACAUCACAAUAUCCUUGAUACGACAAUCGCAUUACAGGCAUCAGAUAUAUGUCUUGACUCAGUCUUGGUUGGCAGCAAUAACAGAAGAUUGCAGUGUCUAUCUAGCAUUACAGGUGGAUGUUGUUUUUUCCCCGAAUCUGAAAAAGAAGGAUUACAACUUUUUGAAAUGGAAACUGUGUUGUCUCUUGGAGCUAGAAAAGAUGUAAAGAAAACGUAUAGCGUACGAACACAGUAUGAUAUAGAUAAUUUUGUGAAAUACGCACAUCCUCCUUAUGAUAAACAACCAGCUUACUGUGUACCAGAUGGUAUUAGUAAACCGGUAUCAACACCUCAUAUGAUUCUGAACAAAGUCGGGGGUGACUUGCAACAAGGUGGACUUUCUACUGAUAAAACAGUACGCAGAAAAAAAAGUAUACUCCGGGAAAUAUCUGCUUAUCAAAAACAGCCACAUCCACUUGUGUACAUUUUUCCAUGUGACAAUAACAUCGCUCUUUGGCGUAUACUACUUGUUGGACCAUUGGAUACUCCAUAUGAAGGCGGUGUAUUCUCACUAUAUGCUGAAUUCCCAGAAAACUAUCCAUUGGCUGCUCCAAAAGUGCGAUUUGUUACUCCAAUAUACCAUUGUAACAUUAAUGCUGCUGGUCGUAUAUGCCAUAGUAUAUUUGAUAGAGACUAUACAUCUCGCACACCAUUCAGUAAAAUUAUGUUAUGCGUCUUUGGAUUGCUGAUCACCCCGGAACCUGAUGAUCCCUUGGAUAGUAUCAUGGCUGAAGAGUAUAUCACGAAUCAUGACGUAUAUAAACGCAAGGCAAGGGAUCAUACGCACAGACAUGCAAGUAAAUCGUUACAGGAACACAAACAGGAAUUGCUCGGCAAUGCCCCUGCUGACUCCGAACCUCCACCACCAGAACUAAUCUGUCCACUUACUGGGGAGCUGUUUGUCGACCCCGUGGGAACACCUAGUGGCAAAGUUUAUGAGCGUCAUGCACUGGAAUCACGCCUUUCAAGAAAAAAGGAAGACCCAUUGACUGGUGAACAUCUGCAAAGAGGCCAACUAAAAGAAAAGAAUGACAUAAAGAAACUUGUCACCGAGUUUCGUAACAGUCGAAUUACGGCUGCUGCUUGGUGGCAACCAUAA
This is a messenger RNA of Saccoglossus kowalevskii, 2034 nucleotides long. RefSeq lists its product as uncharacterized. Gene Ontology annotation, biological process: protein ubiquitination. NCBI's taxonomy places the organism in Eukaryota, Metazoa, Hemichordata, Enteropneusta, Harrimaniidae. The record is from RefSeq and is a predicted model, not a curated record. Gene Ontology annotation, molecular function: ubiquitin-protein transferase activity.